Centropristis striata (black sea bass) is the source of this 2207-nucleotide messenger RNA. It is a transcript of the gene aspscr1, whose product is annotated as ASPSCR1 tether for SLC2A4, UBX domain containing. Lineage: Eukaryota; Metazoa; Chordata; Actinopteri; Perciformes; Serranidae. The transcript is spliced from 17 exons. The coding region runs from base 29 to 1897 and encodes 622 amino acids. The record is from RefSeq and is a predicted model, not a curated record. Gene Ontology annotation, molecular function: protein binding. Gene Ontology annotation, biological process: signal transduction.
AACAAACACCGUGACGUCACGACACACAAUGGCGGCCGCUGGUACAGCUGUGACGGUUCUCACUCCUAAUGGGAGAAGACAAACAGUUAAAGUGUCUCCAAACACACCGUUAUUACAGGUGCUGGAGGAUGUGUGCAAAAAGCACGGAUUUAACCCGGACGACCACGGUUUGAAGUUUCAGAGGACUACUGUUGACCUUACUUUGCCAUGGAGGUUUGCCAACCUGCCCAACAACGCAAAACUGGAAAUUGUAACAAGUACAAGGAAGCAGGCUGUAGCUGACAGUCAGGUCCGGAUUGCGCUGCAGAUGGAGGACGGCUCUCGGCUCCAGGGUUCCUUCUCCUCUGGACAGAGUCUGUGGGACCUGCUCACACAUUUUCCCCAGAUCAGUUUGUCCGAGUCAGAAUCCACUCCUGUGUGCGUUUACAUGAGAGACGAGGUGAGUGGUGAAGAAGCUCUCAAGAAGACGACUCUGAAGUCUCUAGGUCUGACGGGAGGAAGUGCCAUUGUCAGGUUUUUACUAAAAAAGAACCGAGCACCGGGAGAGGAAGAUGGCAGAGAAGCCAUCGAAACGGCUCCUGUGCCAACCCCACCUGUCGCCAAGGAAACUACACCUGUUGCCAAGGAAACCACACCUAGUCCAUCUUCCCAGCCCGACCCUGCUCCGUCACAUCCGGAGACUUCGACAGCAGAGGUGCCAAAUAAGAAUUCAAGUCCUCCUCGGCCCAGUGAAGCUGCUCCAGCUCCCGCCUCCGCUUCAAGCAGCGCGCUCCCCGCUCAACAGGAAGAGGCUCAAAACUCCCAGAAUGCAGUUCGGCCAAAGGUUCCUCCUGUCGGGAUGGGAAGGCCAGAGGAGGACGGUGAGGAGGCGGGGCCAUCAGGACUGAACUCUCACCCAUCCUCCUCCUCCUCUUCCUCCUCUGCUGCUCCCUCCGCUCCUUUCAUUCCGUUCUCUGGAGGCGGUCAGCGCCUCGGGGGUCCCUGCGGAGCUUCAGCGGGCCGCUCGCUAUCUUCAUCUUCAUCAUCCUCAUCUAUGUCAGCUCUGACAGCUGCAGUAGAGUCACCCAAAGCCAAGAAAGCAAAAUCCAGCCACAGUUACGGCACCAAGCAUCAAGCCACUGCCAACCAGCCAGACGUGGACAUGGAUCAAGGGGAAGAGUUCUUGGAGCCAGUAGAGAGGGAGCUCCUCAUCUACCACAUGGACUCUCUGUCCAAUCGCUCUGAACGCCACGGCGAUCUGCCCGACGAGUUCUUUGAAGUGACGAUGGAUGAUGUGCGCAAGCGUUUCGCCCAGCUGAAGAGCGAGAGGAAGGUCCUGGAGGAGGCUCCAUUGAUGACUAAAUCUCUGAGAGAAGCACAGAUGAAGGAGAAGAUGGAAAGAUAUCCUAAAGUGGUCCUGAGGGUCCAGUUUCCAGACAGACAUGUCCUACAAGGCUUCUUCAGGCCCCUGGAGACAGUUGGUGUCGUGAGGCAGUUUGUGAGGAGUCACUUGGAGGAUCCUCAGCUCAGUUUCUACCUGUUCAUCACCCCCCCAAAGACCAUCCUGGACGACCCCUCGGCUACACUGUUUCAGGCCGACCUGUUUCCUGGAGCUCUGGUCUACUUCGGCUCCGACGUCAAGACAGAUUUUUACAUAAAGAGGGAACUGCUUCAAUCCUCAGUCUCGGCCUUGCAAGCAAAUGAGUCCAUCGCAAGCUGCAUGUUACGCUCCCCGACACCCUGCUCCAGCUCCGAGGGCCCCGAGGAGCCGCUGCCUGCUCCAGAGCCCAGAUGUUCUGACCCCAGCGGGUCCAGACGGGACGAGGGAGAGGCCUCUGCACACACCCAGGCUGCUAAACCUGCCAGGUCUGACCCGGGCAAGGUGCCCAAGUGGCUCAAGCUUCCAGGUAAGAAGUGAGACAGCUGAUGGAGGACUAACAUGACAGACGUCUGACUGGCUGACAGACGGAGUAGAGACUAAAACCUUUACUGCGCUUUGAUUCAGGACUAAACCCAUCGUGGAAGAAGCUUGCACUUGACUAGGUUUUAAAACGGUCUAAAGGAGGAGAUAAAUGACUAAUAAGGAUAUAAAUGACUGAGUAAAUGGUGAAUUAUUUCUUUGCCAAAAGGAUUGUUGUGUUUCAUUCCGGUUGGUCUCUGGGAGGAGAAAGAGUGAAGGAGCUGCUUUGAUUCAGCAGGUGGAAAUGUAGAGCAGAGUGAAUAAAGAG